Molecule: messenger RNA, 2916 nt
Organism: Tachysurus vachellii
Lineage: Eukaryota; Metazoa; Chordata; Actinopteri; Siluriformes; Bagridae
Gene: jazf1b
Product: JAZF zinc finger 1b
Exons: 5
Coding region: 99-830 (243 amino acids)
Cellular component (GO): nucleus
Source: RefSeq, a predicted model, not a curated record
UGUGUGUGUGUGUGUAUUUGAGUGUGUCUGCCCGCCGGUGUGCGUGCCUACGUGCCGCUUCCUUUCCGCUCGCCAUCGCGCUCAAUGUUGCAACCACCAUGACAGGCAUCGCCGCUGCCUCCUUUUUCUCUAAUACGUGCCGUUUCGGAGGCUGCGGGCUGCAUUUCGACUCCCUGGCGGAGCUGAUCGUCCACAUUGAGGACAGCCACAUCGAUACGGAUCCUCGCGUGCUUGAGAAACAAGAGUUGCAGCAGCCCACAUACGUCGCUCUCAGCUACAUAAACAGGUUCAUGACAGAUGCAGCGAGGAGAGAGCACGAGUCUCUGAAAAAGAAAGUUCAGCCAAAGCUGUCCCUCUCUCUGACAGGCAGCCUAUCACGUAACAGCGUGUCCACUCCGCCUCGACACACCAGCGGCAACCUCACUCCACCCGUGACCCCACCUAUUACACCCUCAUCUUCAUUCAGGAGCAGCACUCCCACAGGUAGCGAGUAUGACGAGGAGGAAGCAGACUAUGAAGAGUCCGACAGCGACGAGUCUUGGACCACCGAAAGUGCCAUUAGCUCCGAGUCCAUCCUCAGCUCCAUGUGCAUGAACGGAGGUGACGAGAAACCUUUCGCCUGCCCUGUGCCUGGCUGCAAAAAGAGAUACAAGAAUGUGAACGGUAUCAAGUAUCACGCCAAGAACGGCCACCGCACUCAAAUCCGUGUGCGCAAGCCGUUUAAAUGCCGCUGUGGGAAAAGCUACAAGAGCUCGCAGGGUCUGCGCCACCACACCGUCAACUUCCACCCGCCCGUCUCUGUUGACAUCAUGCGCAAGCUGCAGCAGUAGAGCGGGCCUCUGUGCCAACCCGAUCCUUCACGCAUACGUUCCAUUAUUAGAAGCUGUUGCAGGCUCUGCAUUUGAUACCUUUUCCGCUUUGUUCCUCUUUAAUCCUCCUUGUCCUCCACGAGGAAGACGCUGUCCCCUCAUUUCACCUCUUCAUGAGGAAACCUCAUUUACCCCUUCAUUUAACUCUUCCAUAAGGAAGACUCUUUCUAUCUCAUUAUCAUUUCAUACCUCUAGGAGGUUUUCUUUAUCCCCCUGCCCAUUCCAUCUUUAUGUGAAGAGUAAACCCUUUUACCCUCUUAAUUCCAGGAGCACCUUUGCUCCCUUUACACUACGCUUUGUAUUGCAUGCAUUUUUUUUUUGUAUCCUGUUAUCUGUUCUGUGUCUUUGAGAUGAUGUAUAAUAGUAGAGUUUGCAGUUUUGUACUUUUGCACAUUCAAUUAUUAUUCCUUUGCUGUCUUGUAUUACAAUUGAAUUAAGGUGCUUAUUGUGAAAUUAUUGGGAUACGUCGAGAUCGUUUGAGGCUUUUAUUAAUCACUGUGGGACGAGUUCCUAAGAGUUGCUGUCACCACUUGGGGCAGCAUGUGAUGUAUGUCAAAGCCACAAUAUCAAAAUUCAACCAGCAUGAUUUUGGCUUCUGACAAGAGAAAGGGGCAAAAAAAAACGUGAUGGGUGGAAAAUAUCUAACGGUUUGUGCUACCCAAUAAGAAUAUAUCGAACAUUUUUAGUUGUAGCUUAUAAUAAUUGCAUAUAGACUUUCAUAAUCCAAUAUUAAACAAAUCCCUUUUUUUCCAUGUUUAAUUUGUUUGCAUUUGCAGUUAAAAGGUUUUUACAAGGCUAAAGAUUCGUUUUUUGGAUUUAAAUUUUAUCCCAUAUUUUUCACCCUUGGACAAAUCGUGUUUUACACCUAUUUGCAAUCUCUCAGGUGACAGAACGCCAGCAUUUUAGACACAUUAUCUUGCCCAUGUGGACUAAUGGUAUUUUUUUAUACAGCUGUUACACGGGUCCCAGGCCAGCUGUGGCUGGUUUGUUCUAGAACCUCUGUGGCAUUCUAGAACGCCGCAGCUGAUCCAUUGCCUGCUACAGGACCUAAAGCACUUUGUAGCACCUAGUUGCCAAGCUAGUUAGGAAGUUUCCAUUGCCAACACGUCAGGGACUGCAGAGAGCAACCUGUGAGUCACUGAGUCAAAUUUACACACUGACGCACUGCUAUUGGGGUUGGAGUACAUUUCAAUCUAGGGGAUUGCUUUUCUUUUCUCUUGUCUUGCAUCAGAGCUCCAAAGUGUGUAUUAGUUUUUCAGAUUGUUGUAACUGAUUGCCUUGAACUGUAGAUCACAGCAUUCCAUAGUUUUGGUAUAACAAGUCGAUCUGGAAUGGGUUUUUGUCCUUCGACACUGAGCUAUCCGAGCCCCCUUUCAGAUGGCCACUUGAGUUAUUGUAUUUCCCAAUAUUAAAACUAGAGCAGAGCAGUUGCCCAUCACCUUCUUGGGUGGCCUUCUGCACCAACAGUGUUUUGUUUUGCUAAUGUGGCAGUAGGAUAACUCAGGGAUGUCCUGUCCUAGAGUUAGUCAUUUUUUUCAGCUUGAGGGCACGUCAGACAGGAGAACCUGUCUUCUGUGUACCAGCAGUUAUCUUGCAUUAAAAUGAAUAGAAUAGUUAUAUAGUACAAAAUCAAUCACCCUACUCUGGGAGGUAUCAGAGGAAAAACAAGAAGAGAAGGCAGAGUAAGCUCUGAUCCAAGAGCCAAGCUGCCAAUCACCCACAAUCAUGACAUUCUAACUGCAUGGACGUCAAUGUUGUAAUGGAUAUAUCUGUUUGACAGUAUUAUACUGCCAGUCUAGAGGGAAGUAUUGGACAUGUUGUGCAUAGUUUAUGUAUUAUGUAUCUGUGUAAGUGCAUUAAAUUAUAUUUUCAUACAUUUGGGGGGGGGGGGGGUUCCUACAUGUAAUGCCAUUGACACCAGGGUUUGUUUUUAAACUGGUGAACUUUCAACAAAAAUGGAAAAGAAAAAACUGACAAAAAAGCUGCUUCAUAAAUGUAAACCUGGUUACAAGAUAAAUAUUAAAUGGCCUCUGAUGUGUUUUGAUAA